AAGAGUGUCACUCUGACCGUAGAGUAGCAAAACGACGUGAAUUGAUGAGUUUAAGAAGGAAGCGCCACUGAGCCAACGACGGUUCCAACUUGCACGCCUUGUCCAAACCAACACUCAAAGGAAACAAGUUUCCUUUCCAUACAAUCUCUCUGCGCUGACUGUUCUUUCACAAAGUGUGCUUUGCAUUAUGGAAUUCUCAUGCUAGCUAAUAAAUAACUCCAGGAAUUAUGGAUAUGAAAUUUGGGCUCUUGUUCCUCUUUGUGUUGAGUACUAGCUGGGCUUGUGAUGCUAGACAACUAGAAGCCGCUGAGGUAGUAAUCUCUGAUGGAUCAGUUGUGCAGAUAAACCAUGGGCAAGAUGGGGAAGUAGUAGAAAAGGUUACUCAGAAGGACAAUGUGUGCACCUUGUGUGAGGAAUUUGCUACCGAGGCAAUUGAUUUCCUUUCACAAAACAAGACCCAGACUGAGGUAGUUGAGAUGCUUCACAAGAGCUGCUCCCAUAUACCAUCUUUCGAGCAGCAGUGCAUUACACUGGUGGACUACUAUGUUCCUAUCUUCUUUGUGGAAAUCUCUUCAACACAGCCUGAAGAUUUCUGUCGAAAGGUCAACCUAUGUCAAAAAGUUGCACUUAUAUCUUCUCAAAUCCGUGAAGAUAGCUGUGGCAUGUGUCACCAUGCUGUUUCAGAAGUACUAAUUAAGUUGAAAGAUCCUGAUACACAGCUGGAGAUAAUUGAGCUCCUUUUGAAGGGGUGUAAUUCAGUGCAGAACUAUGUGCAAAAGUGUAAGAGGUUGGUUUUCGAGUACGGCCCUCUGAUCCUUGCAAAUGCAGAGCAGUUUCUGGAAACAACUGAUGUAUGCACCAUACUCCGUGCCUGUAGUGAUGCCAAGCAGGCACCAUUGACUGAUGCAUAAUUGCUGCCCCCAAAACCGCUUGGAUCUGUUGUUGUAAUAUGGUACAAAAAGCUUUAACUCCCUGGUUUGCAAUUGUGCAUGUAUAAUAUUUACUCAAAUCUGAUUGCUUUCUCAAAGUUGUCCAGAUCAAUAGAUGUGUUUUUUACUGGGUUCUUUA
Durio zibethinus is the source of this 1068-nucleotide messenger RNA. RefSeq lists its product as uncharacterized. Gene Ontology annotation, biological process: lipid metabolic process. Lineage: Eukaryota; Viridiplantae; Streptophyta; Magnoliopsida; Malvales; Malvaceae. The record is from RefSeq and is a predicted model, not a curated record.